GGUGGUUUCGCGCUUCGACGCUUGCUGAGUGACACUGUUGGACGACUCAUCUCAGGCAAUAUUCGAGACUCUAUCCUUGCCUGUGCUACAGUACUCUGUUCCGAAGGGGUUUCGUCUAGUCAAGCACCGAAAUCACCAACGCGAUCGGGGAGAUCCAGCAGAUGUUGCCAGCUAGUCAGCCUUUGAUCGUUCCGGGACAAAGAGCUCUGUACUGCCACCGAUCUUGCUUGAUCUGCCCUGGAUGCACACUGUACUGGUGCUAGACGCCGUCGACUUGGUCAAGUCAAUCCAGGCAAGAGAUCUGCUCAGCGCUGAUGAGCCUCCGAGUCGGUCGGUGGAGAGAAAGAAAGAGGAGAGAAGGGAGUUUGCACCCGGGCUGGAUGAACAUCGAAAUUUGAUUUCGUCUAUUGCUCCGCGCGGAAAAGCGUGCCGAAACGCUGCCAUGAAUGCGUAGCCAAUCGCCCCACGGAUCAAAGCUUCUUUGCCCUGCUGGGUUUCAAAGCCGCUGCUCUCGGAGCCAGAUGUGACAAGGACCCUUCAAAGAUACCGCCUUCGUUCUGCUGAUGAAUGGGCUUGCCCUUGUGUUCUUCUGGAGGCAAAUCCAUGCCGACAGCCGGCAUGUCCACAAACGGUACUCCAUCAGAACAAGUCCGGCGAAGAAAGCGGUGCGGUAUUGCAGCGACCGAGCUUAUAACCUAGGCAAUGUACCACUCGCAGCUCAGUUGGCAGAAAUCAACCGUUUGCCCUCCUUCGUGGGUGCGCCAAUCUGGCCCCGCUCUUCCCUCCCAUGUGGAAGACAUCCGUUCUAUUCGUUCUGUGCACAGCCUGCUUGGGCAGCUGAUCGCUGCUCACGUGAAUGUGAC
Molecule: messenger RNA, 863 nt
Organism: Dacryopinax primogenitus
Lineage: Eukaryota; Fungi; Basidiomycota; Dacrymycetes; Dacrymycetales; Dacrymycetaceae
Exons: 1
Coding region: 242-454 (70 amino acids)
Source: RefSeq, a predicted model, not a curated record